Molecule: messenger RNA, 4907 nt
Organism: Larimichthys crocea (large yellow croaker)
Lineage: Eukaryota; Metazoa; Chordata; Actinopteri; Sciaenidae
Product: mesothelin-like protein
Exons: 34
Coding region: 428-4522 (1364 amino acids)
Biological process (GO): cell-matrix adhesion
Cellular component (GO): cell surface
Source: RefSeq, a predicted model, not a curated record
GACGACAAGGAAUCGCAGAGGUUCUGCUGGGCUACCUGAAAAAAUCUGCCAGUGUCAUCAACCAGCCAGCCUGCAGGCAGGAAAUUCAGACUGAUGCCGAGUGGCUUAAUGUAAACUUUGGCCCAUUUUCCCAAUUCACGACAUACUCUGACCUCAAAUUCUUCAACAUCUCGGGGUGACAGUACUAGAUUCUCUUUCUUCAAGCCAAAAAGCUGAAUUACUUCUUGAACCAAACAACUUGUCAAAUGAAACCCUUGUGAGACUUCUGUUUACAGAACACACUGCAUCAUCCAGUGUGGAAGACCUUGACACUUUCUUUGACAGAUUUGUUAGUGGUGCUGCAGAGCAAAACCUGACAACCAUUGAACCAAGAGUGCGUGACACCAUCCUAAAUCUGACAUUAAUUACACUUGGACCAAAACUAUCCAUGCUAAAUGCUGAGGGAGUUAAGUUGUGGUUCCAAGUCUACCUACCUCUGUUCCUUCCAAGCAUUGAGUCACACACAUUUGGGAUUAUUCCAGGAAAUAUCAGCUGUGUAUCCUAUCAAGAAAUUGUCAAGGGGUGCGACAAUGUUUUCCCGCAACUCUCUGUGAGGCAGACCAAACAGGUUUUCACCUUCAUAAUGGACUAUCUUAGGAGACACUCUUCCUCAGGUCUCUCCUGUAUUGACUCUGUAAAUGAUGACAGACGCUGGCUUAAAGACAACUUUGGUCGGUUCCGUGUGCAUGCCUCCUACACAGAUUUUCUGACUGUGAAUAACAAUUUCACUGGAGUGGAGGUUGCAGAUCUUCUCACUUUCAGUCAGCUGGCCCAGCUUGCAGGAACCCCAUCACAGCUAAGAAGGAAGCAAGAUGCAACAAAAAUAAUGACAGUCAUCAACCCUGUUGAGUUUGGUGCUUUCUUCGACAUAGUCUCACCAGCCAUUCAGAACCAUCCAGCCAACUACACAGAAGAGGUGAAAUCUGGCCUCCUCCAGGCAGUAUUUGACAGAGGGAAUCUGUCCUCUCGAUCUAUCAAUGACACAGAGUUCCUGCUGUGGCUCAGAGUUCGACUGAGCCCUCUUCUGGUUAACCUCUCUCCCAGCCUGGUGACGCCUUUACUUGACAUUGGGAAGAGCAGGAGUUGUAACAGCAGCCAAGAGAUAAUUACUUUGCUGGACACACUACACUUGACACUCAGCAACAACACCCAAAGGGAGAUCUACCAAAGCACCCUCCUCUUCCUCCAAGGUCCAACACCCCUCAAAUGUUAUGGUGGUGGAAGCUUCUACAUCUAUCUGAGAAACACUUUCCUCAGCUUUGGCUUUCCAGAUUUGUCCAUGUUCACGUCUCUUCUGCCACAGACACGCGAGUCAGAGCUCUUAAGUACCAUCAGCACCUCAGAGUUGCGUCAGUUCCUCAGUCAACCCAAUGUGAUUGGCAAUGGUUCUGACAUCUGUGUCAUCUUCAACAACUACAACAACACGCCUGUCUUCCUGGAAACAGAGGAUGUUCCAGAUGAUGUUAAGAAAGUGACCCUCCCCUGUGUUUGGCCUCUGGCACUGAGCAGCAAUAGCAAACCUGAGGUUAAUUCCUGGUUUGACCUACGAUUGAGGAAUUAUCUUAGAUUCCUCAGCAAGAGUCUCAUUAGCUCCAACGAAGUGCAAAAUGCUUCAUGUCUCGCCUUCCAGAAACUGGUCUCUGUAAUGGGGAAUAACUUCACAUACAACAGCUCUGAGUUUGGGCAGGGUGAUGUGUACACCACCAUCAAGACCUACUUGGGAACUGGCUCUGGAACCAGAUGCUACAAUGCCAGUGAUGCAGAACUCAGUUCUACUGCCUGGUUUGUCAAUUACAUCGGUAGCUUUGUAACCUUUGUCACUCUGGAUGAUUUCACCUCCUUCGUCUCCACCAGUGAAAUUAACGUGUUCUUGGUGGACCAAGCAAACAUGGAGCUCUUUAACAACACAGCAAUCCCAGAAAAUGUAACCAACUAUUACAUCUCACAACUUUUCCAAUUCAACCCAAGCUUCAGCCCUUUGAAGCUUCCAGGCUCUUUCCUUUGCUCUUCUGAGGUCCCAAGUGUGGCAUAUUCUUCUGUGAAUGAAAAUGAUACCAUCCUCAUCUUGAAUGAGCUAAAGAAAUUCUGCAAUGGAACAGCAGACCCUGAGGUAUCUGCUGCUCUGGCAUCCAACAUCAAGACAAUUACACCAGAGACGUUUGUGACCCUGGGCAGUGCCAGCGCUGGUCUGACCAGCAGCCAGAUCACUUCAGCUCGCCCAUCUGUGCUGGUUUCUUCUUUGUCCAUACUAGGUUCAGUCAGCACCUGGAGCCCAGAGCAGGCCAACACCAUCAUCCAAAUCAUUAUUGCCUCAGGCUUCCAGAUCAACAGCGCAUCCUCCCUGGAAUCCGUGGGCACACUUGUUGCUGGAGUUCCUUCAGAGACAAUAAAACAAAUGCCGACUUCUGCGCUUCUCAACGCCUCCCAGAGCAGCACCUUUGUUUCCAACAUGCUGCAAGCCCCAACCGUCGUCCAACAAACCUUUGUCAAUAAGAUUAUUUCUGUGAGCUCAAGUCCAGCUGCAGUGGUUCUGAAUGUCCCUGAUGCUAUUGCAACUGAGAUCCCACCAUCCCGACUGGUAUUCACUGAGACUGACACUGUGGACUUCACUGUGAUUAAUAAAAAGAAAUUCACAGGAGAUCAGGCCACCAUGUUUUUUGAGAAACUGACUGACACAGACUUUGACAUCGAGCAGCUUUCUCCUUCUGUGCUGCAAGGCUUCACUUGCACAUCAGUCCGGAAAAUGUCAAAAAAGAGGAUCAGGAGUUGCAUUCGUGCCAGCAGGCCAAGGAGACGCAGGACCAAGGUGGUGCUGAAGGAAACACAGCUGACUUGCAUGUACAACCUGCUCAAUGGAAACCUCACCCAGAACUUCACAGAUUAUCCCUCAGACAUGCUUCUCUACUUCAACAAAAAAGAUGUCAAAAGAGCCAAUUGCAGAUCCUACUUUACCGCAGUGGGUGCUGCAGACUUCUCUGUGGCCUCCAGCAUUUUGAAAAAGGACUCACUUUUACUUAGUGAAGCCAGAUCCUGCUUGGGAAUAAGUGGUGUGAAUCUGAGCAGAAACAAUUUGGAUGUGCUGGGGAACAUGGCCUGCACUCUGGACAGCUCUUACAUCCAGAGCUCUGAUCCUGUCAUUUUGGAAAAACUCAAAGCCUGCAAGGGCUUCUCUGACAGCCAGGUGGCUGCCAUGGAGACGCUGCUGCUGUCUGGGAAAACAAAAUACGGGACUUCCACCACCUGGAACACGCAAACACUGGAAGACCUUGGGAUCCUACCUUUAUAUUUCACAAGAAACAUCUGGGGGAAGUUCAAAACUUCAACAAAGAGAAAGUUCCUUAAGAGCUUCAUGUCCCAAAUGAGGAAAAGAAAGACGAACAAGAAAAAGCUCAAGAGGCUCUUUAAACAACUCGGUGCUUCCAAGACAAAACGAGGAGCAGGAUGCACUGUGGGUAAUAUCACCCAGGUGACAGUUAGUGACGCUUCCUUCCCCUUCGGCUACGACCAGACACAAUUUGAUCUCUGCCUGGAUACACCUGUACUGAAGGACAAUCUCUAUUCCAUCUGUGAGAAAGUAGAUGACGAUGACUUUCAGAAAAUCAUUCUUAAGAAACUCAACCAGGCGUAUCCAUCGGGUGUUUCUGAUGAGAACGUUCAGCUACUCGGUUCAGUGUCUCGUGUGGCGUCUCUUGAUGACAUCUCAAGGUGGAACAUCACCAAAAUUGACACCCUGGCAGCACUCAUGAAAUCUGAAGAUGGAUCAUGGGAGGCAGAAAAGAGCAAAGUAAUCAUCACCAAGUAUCUGAAUACUUCUGGGAACUCCCUGGGCAGCACUGAGCUGAACAUUAUUGACUCCGACCUGUGCUCAUUAGACACAAGUACACUGAAGAACAUCACCCCAGACAGCAUGAGCAAUGCCAAACCUCUGAAUGUGGCGUCAUGUUCAUCUGAGAAGAAGAAAAUCUUGUAUGAGAUCAGUAACACUUCCUUCAGCUCACAAAGUUCCACUGCCUAUUACAAUUUAAUGAAGACCUACCUCGGUGGAGCUCCUCGGUCAGACGUACUAACUCUGUCAACCCAAAACAUCAACAUGGACAUAGACACUUUCCAGAGUCUGGAUCCUAACGUGAUCGCUGAUUUGACAGUUACUGAUGUACGAGGCCUCCUGGGUGACCAGCUACAAGAUCUGAAGCUGUUUGAGAAUGAUACCAUAAUUCAAGACUGGACAAACAGGCAGGUUCAGUCAGACCUGGACACCCUCGGUCUGGGCCUUGUCACCAACAGAACCGACUCAACAACUGUGCCACCUACCUCACCAAUGCAGGGAAACACCAGCAGCUUAAAUACGACCGCGAUCACUACAGUGAUGAUAACACAGGUUAACGCCACAAGUGGAUGCAUAGGGCUUGCAAAACACCCAUCAGUCAUAUUCCUGACUGUCCUGCUGACAACUGUGCUGCAAAUAUUACUACAACCAGCCUAAAGACAUUUACAACUUUAGCAACCUAAUCAAUAAUCAGCAAUUAUUCCCUUCUUAGAAAUUUGAUUUAUUCAUAUUGCUAUUUAUUCACAGCUUAAAAAUGCAUAAUUGCAACAGAAUCUUAAUAUCUGCUUGACUGUAGAGAACUAUAUGUCAUUUAACAAUCACAAGAACCAAAAUAAUUUUUUUAACUUUUUAAGUGGUGAUCUGGGAUUUUAUCUGGAAUUUCUACAUAUAGGUAUUUUGAAAUUAAGUACUGAUAAUAAUAACAUUUAUGUUCAUCAUUUUUUGAAGCAAAAGGCUACAACAUAAAUGCCUCAAAUUCAUUGUAUUAUCUAUGUAUGAUCAAUUAUGUUAUAAUUUAAACUGUAUUGCUAUUCCUUAAAUU